Messenger RNA from Dissoconium aciculare CBS 342.82, 578 nucleotides. RefSeq lists its product as uncharacterized. NCBI's taxonomy places the organism in Eukaryota, Fungi, Ascomycota, Dothideomycetes, Mycosphaerellales, Dissoconiaceae. The annotation marks the transcript as partial. The record is from RefSeq and is a predicted model, not a curated record. The transcript has a single exon.
AGAAGAAGAAGAAGAAGAAGAAGAAGAAGAAAAGCUAUGGCCCAAGCACAACCCAGCCUCGACGCGCUCCGCUCCCUCUUCGACGCCGUCCAGCGGCAUUUCGCCCACGCCGUCCCGGGCCUCGCGGCGCGCACCUGGGAACAAGCCCGCUCCGCCGUGGUCGCCCGUGUCCAGGAGCACCCCCGCGCCACGGCGCUGCAACUCGCCAUGGUCGUCCCCGCGCUGGUGCCCGGGUUGGCUGCGGGCCCGGCGCUGCUCGGGCUGGGGUUCGGAGGAGGGGGGAUUGCGGCCGGUGAGUGAUCAUCCAUGGAAGUCCCGCGACUUUUUGGGGGUCCCGAAUCGGAUGGGACUGGACUGAUGUGCACGAUUAUAUUGUCUGACUUUUUCCUUUGGGGGAAACAUUGUUAGGUGGUCUCGCGGCUUCGUUCCAGUCUUACUGGGGCGUCAAUACGGUUUUCUCGACCCUGCAGAGCGCCGCGAUGAGUGGCUAUGGUGAACCUAUUGUCUAUGGGAUUGUACAGGGCGGGUCGAUCGCGGCGGGGGUUGUUGCCGCUUGGUGGACUGGCGGUGGGGGUGGU